AUGCUGACACAGAACAUGAGGUUAGUUACAAAUAUGGAUAAUGACAUAGAUAGACCCUCAAUGACCAGCUUUGCUGAAUGGCUGCUUCAAAUUGGUGAUGGGUUGGUUGGGCAGCCUAAUAUAGAGGAUCCACACGAUACCUCAUGGAUACAAAUUCCAUCCUCAUUAUUGAUACCACCGGGUUCCAAUUCUCUCGAAAAUCUCAGACACUUUGUAUAUGAAACAGCUAUGCUCAACAAUCCCACUGCGACAGAUCUGUCAGUUCAGGCAAUCGUGUGUCCAACAAAUGAAAUGGCUGACAUGAUAAAUAGUAUUGUUCUAAAAAAAAUGGGACAAAUGAUCCUUGGACAACGAACCAAUCAGGCUUACAUAGAAUCGAUAAUGAAUGUUUCUAAUUAUUACACUAUAUCUGAGUACAGUUGUCCUGAAUUGGAUAGACAUCAAAAAGUGAUAGAAAAUACUUUCUAUAUCGAUGUUGGUCUCAGCUCCAUUAUCAGUCCACUUCCAGAUACAGUGACCAUACCAACAACUUGGUUUCGCUUUGUUUCCAAACCACAGUUGAUAGGUCUUGGAGAAAAUCCGCCGUAUUUUUCCAGUUUUAGCGGUCCAAUGCGUCCACAGUCAGCGCCUUCGGGAAUACCAACAACCCAGAAAGACAUCAAAUUGAAAAUGCAGUCGGAACUACUGGAAAAAACAUUUAUGGUGAAAGCAUCCAUCACAGAGUUUGUAUUCCAAGACAGUUGGUGUCAAAUAACAUGUCCGACAUGCAGAGAUCCAAUAUUUAAAAGAGGUCCACAUUGGUUUUGCAGUGCACACGGAGCUAUUGAGAAACCAUCACUAACUAAUACAUUUAGUGUGAUGAUAACGGACACAACUGACACUUUACAAGCCAUCGUAUCUGACACCUCAUCUCGGAAACUACUAAGUGCUAAUCCCGAAACCUCUCUCCCCGAAAUCAAUUCCAUUAAUAGAAAAGUAUUACCAACAGCUGUCACCAAACAGAAAGGAGAAAUUAAAAAUAUGUCAAUCCAGAUGCUCAGAACAUCCACUUCAGAAAAUUUACGUUUCAUAAUAAUCGAUCUUGUUAAAAGGUGUUUACUACGCGGGUUGUUUAACUUGGAUCCGGGUUUGACCCGGUGUAUAUAA
Messenger RNA from Lactuca saligna, 1146 nucleotides. The record is from the annotation of a GenBank genome assembly. Lineage: Eukaryota; Viridiplantae; Streptophyta; Magnoliopsida; Asterales; Asteraceae.